Seminavis robusta is the source of this 1822-nucleotide messenger RNA. The record is from the annotation of a GenBank genome assembly. Lineage: Eukaryota; Bacillariophyta; Bacillariophyceae; Naviculales; Naviculaceae.
CAAGGAAUUCAAGAAGAACACACAUCACCUUGCCUUUCACCUUUUGACUUGGGGUCUCUGGAGAGGUCGCUUCUUCACAACAUUAUAUUCUAAUCUUCUGGUCUCGUCAAACUCGACAUUACAGUAUUGCAUCGACUCGACUCAACUCGACUGUCACUCCACCAUGCCAACAGCAGCAGCAGAGGAUGUGGAAGAGAAAGGGGCAGAAUCAAUCCCAGCCGUCGACUUGGCAGAGGAGGAGCAAGUCGGCGAUACCACUACUACUCGCAUUUCACAAGGUGAAGAUGCCAAUGAGAAAGCCGAAGAAGAAGUGAUACUAUCCAAAGAUGACGGAACGACGGAUGCCGCCAGCUCUGAACUGCCGAAUAGUAAUCCAUCGGAUGAGACUAGAAUAAAAAAGAGUCCGACCCGUGCCGCCUCUUUCAACGAUUUCCCAAUGCCGCUUCCUACACGAAAACAGCACGAGCAGCAAGCUCCCGGCGCCUAUGCCGUUGUCCGAAUGCGACCCGUACAACAACAACAACAACAACAACAAGAUGACAGCACACAUGACGAUGAUGACGAUGAGGAAGCCGCCAUGAACGAAGGGGCGCCGCUCGAUGCCGCAUUGGUGGAUUCCAAUCACGACGAAAGACUGGCCAUGACAGAGGACUUGCCUACUAGUAGUAGCAGGGCAGCAGUCACCACGUUGGUACAAGCCCAAGUACUGCCGGAACGAACCGAGUCCGAACGCCGCGCCAAAAACUUUGUUUUGUGGGGAUUUGCCGUGGCGGCUCUGUUGGUGGUUCUCAUGGGAGUUGUCUUUGGAAUUGGUGACAGCAAAGAAGAGGAUUCCACCACCACACUUGAUCCUCCCACAGAGCAAACAACUUCCACCAAUAGUAUUAUUAUUUGGUAUCCACCUUUUCAAGAAACUCUUCCUGCCUCCACACGCAAGGCAAUCGCCAGCGAUUACACCAGUGAUCAGUAUCGUGGCAAUGCCUGGAUGCAAAACGAUCCCCAUCUAGAUUCCUAUCCUCCCAAUCGGCAACUGCAACGGUUUGCCCUCGUCACCACCUUUUACGGCACACACGGAGACCACUGGUUUCACAACGAUCAUUGGCUCGACUAUGAUGUUUCCGAAUGCGACUGGUUUACACAGAGUUUUGACACCAUUUGUGACGAACACCACAAUCUUCUCACGAUUGAUUUGCAUCACAACAAUUUGCAGGGGACCAUUCCCCAAGAAGCCCAAUUCAUUCCGCAUUUGCAAUACUCGGACAUGUCGUACAAUCAAAUUGCUGGUGGGUUGCCCAACUUUGUCAGCAAUGACCAGUUACAGGUCAUCAAGGUAUCGCACAAUCAAAUGGCAGGUCCACUGGUGAGCCAAGCGGGAUUCUCGGCAUUUGAUUUGCGCGUUAUUGAACUGGAUGGCAAUGCCUUUUCGGGAUAUAUUGCUCCCGUGUAUCAGUAUCUGCCGCGACUGGAACGAAUCAACUUGACAUCCAAUGCCUUUACGGGGACGUUGCCAGAGGAACUGGUGUACGCGACAAACCUGGCAUAUGCGGGUCUUGGACACAACCAGUAUCAUGGGGAGAUACCGUCCUCUUUUGGAAUCCUGACGGCAUUGGAAGGAUUGGAUGUAUCGGGAAUGGAAGGUAUCCAUGGAACUCUUCCAUCCGAACUGGGCACCAUGGUGGCCUUGCGACAGUUGGACAUUACUGGGACGAACAUUACAGGAGUGGUCCCGGAGGCUGUCUGUGACUUGGUACCAGAGGGACUGGUACUGAAAAUAGAUUGUGACAAGGAUGACCUGCAGUGUUGUUCUGAUAAUAGUAUCUAA